Molecule: messenger RNA, 657 nt
Organism: Darwinula stevensoni
Lineage: Eukaryota; Metazoa; Arthropoda; Ostracoda; Podocopida; Darwinulidae
Source: the annotation of a GenBank genome assembly
UGGAACGGAAGUUCCGCAGCACCAAAAGGAAGAAUAGUAACCAUUCGCUGUGGGAACCCAAGAGGACUCAGGGAUGGAGCUCCUCUCCACGCGGCGGAAUGCACUCCCGUCUAUCCGAAUUCCCAGUUCAAUAUUGGCGGCAUAGCAGUGCAUAAACGACAAUUUGCAGAAGCCACAAGCGAGCCAGGUUCCAUCUUCAUUUCGGCAAAGUUCGAUGGCAUUCUUGGAAUGGGAUAUUCCACGAUCUCUGUGAACAAGGUCCCAACGGCGUUUGAGAACAUGGUUCGCCAGCACCUUCUUGAUAAGCCUGUAUUCUCCUUUUACCUCAAUCGGUACGUUCUGGAUCACGUGGCGUUUGAGACACCCUGCAUCAACUCACGUGAAUUCCGUGUGAGGCCAGGGAGCCUCGUUGAAGACGGAGAAGAUUUCGUCAAUCGAGCCCGCUUCCGAACAGUCGACUGUCCCAGCGUUGAGGCUUUCAUCAUGGAUGCAGGUGCAGGGAAGGAUGUCACUGGGCUCGGGACAAGGAUUCUGCCCGCUGAUCCCCGAGAAGGAGGCGAGAAGGAAGACGAACAGGGAAAGGAGGCCGAGGCACUUGGGCAUCUUCGAGGCGAGCGAAUUCUAUUAUUUCUCCUUGUGGAUGGGAAAAUCUGCACA